AUGAGUCUACGUCAAGUAGCUGUCAAGGCUAGUCGAGCUCGCUUUGCGAGUCAUUUCCCAUGGAUGACUUCACCAUUUAUCGUUGGUGCACCGAUGCGCGUCAUGUCAGGACCACACCUCGCUUUUGAGAUCUCAAAAGCUGGGGGUCUGGGGUUCAUUGGUCCUGGGGCAAAGCCUGAAGACACAUCUAGAGACCUCGCUACGGUGCGUGAAUUACUACGCAGUUCACCUUCCACAGCACUGCCAUCCACAUUUCCAUCAGACUUUCUCCCCGUCGGCGUUGGCUUCCAGUUAUGGAACGGGGAUUUACGUUCGGCCGUUCAAGCUGUUAGGGAACAUAAACCUUGCGCCGCGUGGUUAUUUGCGCCUCGUCAGGGCCAAGAGGAGUUAGACGAGUGGACUUUUCAGAUACGGGAAGCUUACCCUGACAUCCAAGUCUGGAUCCAAAUCGGUACUGUGCAAGAAAGUGUUGAAAUUACUAUGAGUGGACAUCACCCUGAUGCUCUUGUGGUCCAAGGUGCAGAAGCAGGUGGUCACGGUCGAGCGACAGACGGUCUAGGCAUAAUGGCCUUAUUCCCUGAAAUCGCAGACCAAGUCCAAGACUGCGACAUAUCUCUUUUCGCGGCAGGAGGCAUCGCAGACGGUCGUGGCGUCACAGCAGCUCUCUCCCUCGGCGCAACAGGCGCAGUAAUGGGCACACGCUUCCUAGCCGCCACCGAAGCCCGCAUUAGUAAGGGCUACCAACAAGAAGUCGUGCGUGCCACAGACGGAGCGAAGUGUACAACAAGAACCAUGCUUUACAACCACCUUCGCGGCACGAUGGGUUGGCCGGAGCAGUAUAGUCCUCGUGGAAUUGUUAACCGGAGUUUUCAUGAUCAUCAGGCAGGAGUUGAUUUUGAGGAGCUUAAAAGGAGGCAUGAUGAGGCUGUGAAGUCUGGAGAUGAGGGCUGGGGACCGGAGGGAAGGUUGGCGACGUAUGCAGGUGCGGCGGUUGGGCUUGUGCAUGACGUGCGUGAUGCUGGGGAUAUUGUAAGGGAAGUGCAGAGUGAGGCCAAAGAGAUUAUAGCGGAUCUUUUGAGAGACUCUACGUAG
Fusarium coffeatum is the source of this 1092-nucleotide messenger RNA. RefSeq lists its product as uncharacterized. The transcript has a single exon. The record is from RefSeq and is a predicted model, not a curated record. Lineage: Eukaryota; Fungi; Ascomycota; Sordariomycetes; Hypocreales; Nectriaceae. The coding region runs from base 1 to 1092 and encodes 363 amino acids. Gene Ontology annotation, molecular function: nitronate monooxygenase activity.